Messenger RNA from Hippoglossus stenolepis (Pacific halibut), 1528 nucleotides. RefSeq names its product protein C (inactivator of coagulation factors Va and VIIIa), a (gene proca). Gene Ontology annotation, biological process: proteolysis; blood coagulation. Gene Ontology annotation, cellular component: extracellular region. The transcript is spliced from 9 exons. The record is from RefSeq and is a predicted model, not a curated record. The coding region runs from base 123 to 1448 and encodes 441 amino acids. NCBI's taxonomy places the organism in Eukaryota, Metazoa, Chordata, Actinopteri, Pleuronectiformes, Pleuronectidae. Gene Ontology annotation, molecular function: serine-type endopeptidase activity; calcium ion binding.
CAGUGGUGGGCUGCAGACUGUGGACUCUCAGUAAACACAGGCAGUUAGUUAUUAACGGUAGAAACCCAGAGAAGCCUCGUCUCUGUCCAAAGCUCGGAGUCUUCACACGUUUGACUGACAUCAUGUCCCGCCUCGUCCUCUUGGUGUGCGUCACCGUCGCUCUGUGGUCUGCGUCGGUGCUCAGUGUCUCAGUGUUCUCAGACCCUGCUGAGGCUCACAUGCUGCUCCGCUCCCGUCGGGCCAACUCCUUCCUGGAGGAGCUGAAACCCGCCUCCUUGGAGCGGGAGUGUGUGGAGGAGAAGUGUAACUUUGAAGAGGCCAGAGAGAUCUUCCAAACCAGGGAAGCCACACUGGAGUUCUGGACCGUGUACACAGAUGGGAACCAGUGUCACUCCCACAUGUGUGUUCAUGGAACCUGUGUGGACCAGUACCAAGCCUACCGCUGCCGCUGUAACCGUGGAUACGAGGGCAAAUACUGUGACCAGCUUGUAACCGCCACUAACUGCUCUGUGGAAAACGGCGGCUGUAACCAUGAGUGCAGGGAGAGCGAGGACGGUCUGACGAGGAGCUGCAGCUGUGUGAGCGGAUACAAACUGCAGGACGACUCCAGGAAAUGUGUCCCGAAAGGUCCCUCGUCCUGUGGUCAGCUGCUGAUCGGCAGGUCGUCCUACACCAAACCCAUGGAUGGUCUGCUUCCGUGGAUGGUGGGAGGGGAGGUUGGGAAAAAGGGGGAGAGUCCCUGGCAGGUGCUGUUAAUGAACGCCAGAGGAGAUUUUCAUUGCGGCGGCGUCCUCAUCGAUCAGAGCUGGGUCCUGACGGCCGCUCACUGCCUCGAAAACAACCUAAAAUUCAGAGUUCGACUCGGUGACUAUGAGCGUCUCAGAGAUGAAGGCACAGAGAUGAUGCUGAAGGUCAUCGAGACCUUCAAACAUCCAAACUACAACAGCAGGACGGUGGACAACGACAUCGCCCUCCUGCGUUUGGAGACGCCCGCCCAAUUCUCCAAUUACAUCAUCCCUGUGUGCCUGCCGGGACAGGAUUUGGCCGAGCGGGUGCUCCACCUCAACGGCACCACCACCGUGGUGACGGGCUGGGGCAAAGAGAACCUGGAUAGCACCCAGUUCAGCUCUGCGCUCAACGUCAUCAAGGUCCCGCUGGUGAGCCACAGCAUCUGCUCCCAGCAGAUGUCCUACGACAUCUCCGACAACGUCCUCUGCGCCGGGAUCCUCGGCCAGAACAAGGACGCCUGUGAGGGGGACAGCGGCGGACCGAUGGUCACUUUGUACCGAGACACCUGGUUCCUGAUUGGCCUGGUGUCCUGGGGCGAGGGCUGCGGCAGGGAGGACAAGCUGGGCAUCUACACUAAGGUGUCCAACUACAACGAGUGGAUCAACAGAGUGCGUGAAGAAUGGGACAGUCGACUUCCACAACCACCGUCAGACAUCUGAACCACCUCCAGCCCCAAAACUCGAUCCAGUCUGGUUUGCUUAAUACGUUAAUACACUUUAAUAAAGGCAUCCUGUCUAAA